Messenger RNA from Chelonoidis abingdonii (Abingdon island giant tortoise), 2027 nucleotides. The record is from RefSeq and is a predicted model, not a curated record. NCBI's taxonomy places the organism in Eukaryota, Metazoa, Chordata, Testudines, Testudinidae.
GGUAGGCAGCAGAGCCAGCCGCGCGCCGGGGCCAGAGACUUACCGAAAACAAAGCCUGGUGCAAUUGAGACUUGGUCUACACCAGGCUAAAAUUUAGGUGGGUUGCCUACAGUGCUCAGAGGUGUGAACAGUUCCUAAGCUCCAGUGUAGGAACUGCUAGGUCAAUGGAAGAACCUAGCUACUGCCUCUUGAGGGGGUUAGCGAUGUCUGCCCAUAGGUUUAUUUCCAACCGAACAUCUCAGCAGGCUUUAUCUAACUCUGAUUACACUUGGGAGUAUGAGUACUAUGAGUAUGGACCAGUUUCCUUUGAAGGAUUGAAAGCUCAUAAAUAUUCCAUUGUGAUUGGAUUUUGGGUUGGUCUGGCAGUUUUUGUCAUUUUCAUGUUCUUUGUGCUGACCUUGCUGACGAAGACAGGAGCACCGCACCCAGACAAUACAGAACCUUCUGAAAAAAGAUUUCAUGUGAGUAGCUUUGUGGCAGAUUUUGGAAGACCUCUGGAGUCAAACAAGGUCUUUUCGCGUCAAGUAGCUGAAGAGUCCAGGUCACUCUUUCACUUUUACAUUAAUGAAGUGGAGCAUUUGGACAAAGCAAAACAAAGCCAUAAAGCCCCAGGUCUGGACAGUAAUAUUCACUUCCAGGAAGUAUCUAGGAGCAGUGGAAGGCUGGAGGAGGAGCUGAAUUGCCUUACAAAAUUUAACAUACCCAACUUUGUGAAUACUGACCAGAAUUCUUCACUGGGUGAAGAUGAUCUGCUGCUUUCAGAGCCACCAAUCAUUUUAGAAAGCAAACCAGUUAUCCAAGCCUCACAUCAGAUCCUUGACUGAAAAACCUUGGUUUCUAAAGCAAAGUGUCUUUUUUUUGUUGUUUCUGUGGUAUCAGGAACUCUUAUUCAGCUGCUAACAUCAGACCUUUUUGCCUAUUUCAGUAGAAGAUAUUUGAUGUCUUAUGCCUUGUGUUUUGUUGUGAAUAUUGAACUGACUGACCUCACUUUUGUAUAAAGUGAAAUACUUAAUAUUUUAUGUCAAGAUUUAUUUUGUCAUUUUCAAGUGUUUCCUAAGAUCAAAACCUUCUUCAGCAUUACUGUUGUUGCUUGCUAUUUGUUUUAUUUAACUAGCCAUCAUACCCAGCUGUCUAGUGGUAGCAGAACACACUAACAUGAUACAAGAGUUGCAAUGCACUUGACUCUGCUUUUUGGGGAUUGCUGCAGCUGCAGAGCGAGGAGUAUCAUUGGAUUCUGAACGGAGUGGCGUGGAACUGUUUGGUCAUGAGGACAGUAAACUCAAAUCAAGACUGAAUGGAGGAAUAAGAGGAGGAAGCACCUUUUCGGGCUCUGAAUCUCCUCCCCUCUCCCCCAUUCAAAAGGCAGAUUAUUUUGAAACAUAACCAACAUCAUAAAAAAUUGCCAUUAAUCUUUCCCAAGACUCCUAGCAGAUUUUACAGGCUGCUGAAACCCCACCUAUCAAAAUUCUAGUGAUGCUGUUCUGUAUAUUAUAUUCAGUUAGUGUUUACAAAAUACAGUUACCAUCUGCUGCUGAAGAAAAACAAAAGCUAUGGCCAUAUUUAAUGUUUCAGAAAAUUUCAUAUUCGUGCAGUUGUGGGUGGCUGGGUGACCUAGAAUGAAUGUGUUCUACAUUCAAUUAACAACAUUCGGUUUUGUGGACUUGAUUAUCAGUGUGAGCCUUUAACAUGGUGAGCACAGGAUUUAAUACAGAAACAGUAGGAAACAGGGUUGAAAACAUUCCUGUUUUGCCCACAGCACAACAGCUAUAGCCAGUUACUGUAGUGUGUGUUUGUAAUUGGUUGAUACCUGCUGCUACUGUACUUCACUCAGAGAAAGCAAGCAAGUGGCUGCACAGUACUUGCAACUGUACUGCUUGUGCAUGCUGAUAUUUUUUGGGUAACUACACAACCACUGAGACCUAUUUUGUAACAAAAUAAAGAAUUUGGGAGAGAUUUCAUUUUACUGCAACAUAUUUUUUCCACCUUUUUAAAACUGGAAGAGGUAUUGACUCUGAGGUGCUAAUUAC